Molecule: messenger RNA, 2170 nt
Organism: Drosophila novamexicana
Lineage: Eukaryota; Metazoa; Arthropoda; Insecta; Diptera; Drosophilidae
Exons: 7
Coding region: 262-996 (244 amino acids)
Source: RefSeq, a predicted model, not a curated record
ACUCGCACGGCGAACAACGCGGCGCGCUUGCGUCUCUACAGCUGCUCUCAGAACUUGGCAAAGUGAAUUGAAAUUUUGUGAUCGUCGCGCAGUUGUCGGCUGACGUCACACGUGCGAGCUUAGUGCAAAUGACGAGAGCAAUAACACGGUAAAGCGUGCAAAACAGUGUAAGCUGGAACAAAAACUAAAGAAAUAAAGAAAAAAAGAAAAACACAGAGCAGAGAUAUAGAAAACAUAGGCAAAUCGCAAAAGAAAAACAAAAUGCAUCGAAGCUGUUGCUAUUUGACGUGGACGACGCUGCUGCUGGCGGCGUUGCUGAUGGCGGUCGUAAGGUCAGAGGAAUGCGGCCAGGAGGAGUUCACCAAGUGCGCCGAACCACUUGAAAUGCUGCAUUUAACGUCGGAAUUUUCGAUUGGCGCUGCCAAGAAGGACGAAUUGGAUAAACUUUGUCAUGAGCUGCGAAAGGGCGUCCGCUGCAUUCAGAGCUAUACGCGUCGCUGCAUGGAUCUGCAGCAGCGGAACCAGUUCAAUAAGCUCUACCAUGGCACCAACCAGUUCAUCCGGGAUCUGUGCAACAAGGGCGAGUUCCAGGAGGAGUAUCUGAAGCAUGCGCCCUGCUCGGAGAUGGCCAAAAAGGAUUUCGAGGUGUGCGCCAAUCGCUACAAGGAGACAAUGGUCUUUCUCAAGCCCAACAAGAACCAGGAGACUCCAGAGAAUGGCACUCUAAACGAGAAUAUUAAAACCAUUUGCUGUUCUAUAAAUGAGUUGGUGGAUUGCUCGGAAAAUGCCGCUCGCAAGAUUUGUGGCAACGAUGCGGCCAAGUUUACACGAGAGCUGGUCGACAAAUACGCAAAUAGCUUAACCAAGAUCUAUUGCGAGGACUUCACACGACAUCCGCAUAUAUGUCGCGAUGGGGAAGGCGAUGGGGCUAGCGCGAUAAAUCGCAACAGUUUCGGGAUGCUCGUAUCUGUGUUGCUGCUACUGCUGGUCAGAUAGAUGGACAGGGUUGCCACCAAACACAGUUAAGUUCUGUUUUUCAAUCUAGCGGAAAGCCAACAAAAUACACACAACCACAGACCCACACACACAUAAAUAUAAUUAUACAAUAGUUAAGGUUUCUAGAACACAAUGGUACAGCGUUAAAAGGUGCCAGUCCCCCCUACUUCCUAAAAAACAGAAAGAAAACAACCAAAAACCAAUAUUUCGGCAAUUUCUUAUACAUGUUAUUUGUUGCAUAAACUUGCGGGCUUUGUUUAGAGUUGCCAAUCACAAAAAUGAGUGUGCAAAAGAGUUGUAUAAGUGUAGUCUACUUAUAAAGUAAAUGUAAUAGCUAAGCGUAUAGUCAGUGUGUACACAUACUCUAUAAUAAUAUAUAUAUAUAUAUAUAUAUAUAUGUAACUGUACAGUUGCAGCAGGUUAAGUAAGUUGGAAAGUCUUCAUAGGAAUAUAGGUUAGUGUCUACAAAUAUGUUGAAUGUUUCUUCUAGAGGAUAGCAAAUGUUGUUGGCAGUUGGCACUCAAAACAAUAAGUGCAAUAAUAUGUUAAUGGAGCUGUCACAGGUUCUCAAAAGGCAAAAAUAUAUAUAGCAUAUGUAUACUAUAAAUUUAGUUAUAAUUGAUUUGGCUAAGUGUGUUGCCUUCGUAUCUAGUUGGAAAUCAGCAAUUGUGAGUUCAAUUCUAAUCAAAUAUUUUAGCUAAAAUUUCAGCAGCUGGAAUACACACACAUACACACACACGCACAAUAUAAACACGCACAAUUUAUAUAUAAAAAGAAAAAAACCCACACACACAUAUCGGCAAUGAAUUAAAGUGCAUUUCUUAAUGAAUUUUAUAAUUAUUUCUAAAAAGGGAAUAGUUAAUUUGCAACUACGUACAUUAUGUAUAACUAUUUAUUCAAACUUUAUAAUAAAGUUGAGCACUUAUUUAAAGACACCAAAAUGUAAAUAUGCUAAAAAUGUAACAAAGUUUAUAAAAAGAAAAAAAGGUAUAAAAAAAAAACGAAAAGCAAAACGAAAAAAAUAAAAUAAUCAAUAUAUGAUAAUGGCAUACAAAUAUUACAAGCAUUACAAAACAAAAUGAACAUUAGUGUAACUUAAAAAACUGUGAAUAUAUUAUAAUUAAAGAGCAACAUUUAUUUUAAGCAAAAACUAUACACAAACACACACACACAC